Styela clava is the source of this 2124-nucleotide messenger RNA. Its product is annotated as GPI-anchor transamidase component PIGS-like. Gene Ontology annotation, biological process: attachment of GPI anchor to protein. Lineage: Eukaryota; Metazoa; Chordata; Ascidiacea; Stolidobranchia; Styelidae. Gene Ontology annotation, cellular component: GPI-anchor transamidase complex. The record is from RefSeq and is a predicted model, not a curated record.
GGAACGCGCGACGUCUAAACGUGCGAGCUUCUCCCGCACCAGAACGACACUGCUUUCCGGCAUUACGGUACUGUAAUAGGCUAUGGAGAGUCUGAAUGACAGGCGGUCUCAAGUGCAGGCAGCUUUAUGCAUGGGAUUUGUCUUUCUCUGUUUUGGAAUUCCUAUUUGGUGGAAGACAACAGAAGUCUAUCGAGCAGACAUUCCUUACUCGGAAAUAAGUGAUCUGGUAACAAACUCAAAAAUCUCCACCAAAAUCAUUGUAACAAUCGCAUCUAUUUCCGAGCAGCUAAACGAAGACAUCAAGAAUAACUUUGUAGGGUCGUUGGAUCUCGAAUUUGUUCAAAUUAAUUAUGAAUUUGACACAGUUGUGCUCACACAAAAAGAUAUUCUAAAUAUUAAACACCAAAAUAAUGCAAUUGAAAUAAGUUCAAUAUAUAAAAACGACAUAACCCUGGUAUUCGAAAUUUCAAGUGAUGUUGAAAAUGCCAAGGUAACAUUUCAAGGGAACCGAAUACUUCUCAUUGAAUAUAAAAGCCUGGAAAUACGUAGUAAUUCAAAAGGAUUGAUGAAAAUAAUUAAUGAAAACAUUGUAAAUGCUGAAGCUCUCAAUGAUGCAGUGGGAAAAGCAUAUGGUGCAAACAUGCAAUUUUCAAAGGACAGAGAGUUUCACAUGAGGAAGACUGUACAACCAGACAAAGGAUAUGACAUUGUUUUUUCAUUGUUAUGUCCAGAACCAGAUAAACUGCAAGCAACUUGGAAUAUGGAAGAAGCAGUUGACAUGUAUCUUAAACCUAUGAUUAAGAAGUUGGGAAACUUUGCAGAAUUUCACAUUGGUUCUCAAAUUCUCUACUAUUCUGGAUUGUCUGUGAAGCCAAAGUCCAAAACUCUUGAUAAUAUCAAGCAAUUUUAUCUAACGCAUGAACAGCUAUCUCAUGUUGUGAAUCCAAUCGAAUCAAGGCUUGGUGCUCAAAUAUCUCCAAACCCAACUUUGAAUUUUGUUGUUUACAUGUCAGAAGAUAACUACAAUCCUCUUUAUAUUCAACAUGCUGACGAGAGUUAUUCAACUACCAACACAUUUCUUGUUCCGAGAUGGGGCUCCAUCAUGAUCAAAAAUGCACCAAAAAGCAACGAUACUAUCUUUCCUCAUGUUGUUGAACUAGACAGUGUUGAAAUCAUGCAAGUGUUCGUGGCACAACUAAGAUCUUUACUUGGUCUUGAGAUGACUAAAACGCCCAAUGAUGACUUUGAAAUAACUGUUGCAGACAGGGGAAUUGCUGGCAUAAGUGAUUUGGAAUUGAGUUAUUUGGUGCGAAAAAGAACUUUUGAAAAUAUUGCUACGUCGGUACAUGCUAUUCAUACACUCUCAGAACUCCUAGGGAAAAUUCACAACAUUGUUAUCAAUGAUGAAAUAGCAGGUCAUAUUUACACUGCUGUUGAUGCAAUAAAGAAAGCAAAAGCUUCACUAGAUGAAUCAGAUGAUCAAAGGGCGUUAAAUAUAUCCAAUAUUGCCUUCAAAGCAUCAGAAACAGCAUUUUUUGAUCCAACAUUGCUUGAGCUGCUGUAUUUUCCAGAAGAUCAAAAAUUUGCAAUUUAUAUUCCUUUAUUCCUACCCAUCAGUCUGCCAUUGCUAGGCUCAUUCAUUGCUGCUAUCAAAUGGUUGAGAAUGAAAAAAGGUGAUGAGGAAAAGCAAAAAACAGAGUGACAUCACUUUUGUGCUGAAGCGUGGCAUAAAAAUUUGAAGUUAUGGAGGUGGCCUUGACUAAAACUUAUGUAAACCCCUGCGAAAUGUAGUAGUAGUUUCUUUAUGAUGUCAUAUGGAAAAGUAAUGAGCAUGAUGUAUUAACAAUUUCUAUAUUGUUAUUGGCAAAAUUACAAAAUAUAGAAACUAUAUAAGUAGCGGUGAUCGGAGAUGUAUAUUAUUUAUAACUGUUUGAAAUGGCAUAUUAAUUUGAAUCAGGUACUUUUAAUGUGUUGUCUUUUGAAGCCACAAUUCUCACAAAGCAUUGUUUUAUAUUCAAAUGAAAUGGUGUGUGAAAUACUGGUUUAUCGAUCAACAUUAUUUUUUCUACUCCUUAUGCAAUGAAUUGAACUGAGAUAAAUAAAUACACUGUAUGACACACAUCG